Messenger RNA from Vittaforma corneae ATCC 50505, 381 nucleotides. RefSeq lists its product as uncharacterized. The coding region runs from base 1 to 381 and encodes 126 amino acids. Gene Ontology annotation, molecular function: structural constituent of ribosome. Lineage: Eukaryota; Fungi; Microsporidia; Nosematidae. The record is from RefSeq and is a predicted model, not a curated record. Gene Ontology annotation, cellular component: cytosolic large ribosomal subunit; ribosome. The transcript has a single exon. Gene Ontology annotation, biological process: translation.
AUGAUUUUUAAGCCAAACAUGAUUGUACUCAUAACAAAUGGAAGACUAGCUGGAAAAAAGGCAGCCGUUGUUAAAGAGUUGGAAAACAACAUGCUUCUUCUCGCUGGUAUUUCUAGAACCCCGGAGGAGUCUCCAGACUAUCUUCCUGCAUGGCAGAAAAGAAGAAAUAUGAAGUUUGUUACUUUCAUCAAAAAGAUAAAUAUGAAGCAUGUCCUUGCAACUAGAUACAAGGCCGAUGUUGGCUUGGAUGCUCUUAGUGCUGAGAAAAGUCCUGAAGACAUAAAUAGUAGAGCAGCACUCAACCAAGAAGCCAACAAAAUUUUGAAGAGUGCUUUUGAGGCCAAAAAGGCUAAAUGGCUAUUUACAAAACUGCAGUUCUGA